AUGAUUAAGCUCGCGGCCGGUGUGUCCAAGAAAUCCGUCGUCGAUGUGUAUGUCACUCUCAGUGUGCCCGACAGCCCCGUACUUAGCACGGCACAGAAGAACGUGGAGCUGAACGUCGAGAAACGCUGCCCGCCCCGACGCCUUCGUCAAGGCAACGGAUCCUCCUACGUGAACGUCGGUCUGGAGGAUCGUCUCAACUCCCGUCCGCUUGACCUGCAUACACCUGCCAACCAGUGUAUCAAGCGCAUCCAGGCCGCUGUGGGCCAGCUGUUCCGUGCAUUCCUCAUCCAGCGCGACUUCGUGGAGACCCACACACCCAAGCUGGACGUCAUCUUGGCUCAGAGUCCGCAGAAGUACAAGCAGAUGGCGUGUGCUGCUGCUGGUCUCGAGCGCGUGUUCGAGAUCGGCCCGGUCUUCUGUGCUGAGAACUCGAGCACGCACCGUCACAUGUGCGAGUUCGUGGGUCUGGAUCUGGAGAUGACUAUUAAGGAGCACUACCACGAGGUCCUGGAGGUGUUCUCGGACCUGUACAUCUACAUUUUCGAUGGCUUGAAGGAACGUUACGCCAACGAAUUGGCUACUAUCAACAAUCAGUACCCGUUCGAGCCGCUCAAGUACAUUAAGCCGUCGCUUAUCAUCAACUUCUAG
Messenger RNA from Phytophthora infestans T30-4, 648 nucleotides. RefSeq names its product aspartyl-tRNA synthetase, putative. Gene Ontology annotation, cellular component: aminoacyl-tRNA synthetase multienzyme complex; cytoplasm; cytosol. The record is from RefSeq and is a predicted model, not a curated record. Bases 1 to 648 code for a protein of 215 amino acids. NCBI's taxonomy places the organism in Eukaryota, Oomycota, Peronosporomycetes, Peronosporales, Peronosporaceae. The transcript has 3 exons. Gene Ontology annotation, biological process: aspartyl-tRNA aminoacylation. Gene Ontology annotation, molecular function: aspartate-tRNA ligase activity; ATP binding; RNA binding.